AUGGACCCUUCUCAACGAUCGUUAUAUACCUUGCUCGAAGCAAGUGAAGACAACCUUUACGUCGCCAAGGAUGCAGCAGCAUCGUCGACAAAGGCACAGCAACGCACAAGUGGAUGGAGACGAUAUAUUGCCCCUGUCGUCUUGCUUGGCACCAUGAUUCCGACAACGUUCUUGCUUUUGCACGUCUUUCAAGCCAGGACCACCCGCAACCACAUCCAACCCAACAACAACAGCAACAACAAUAGCAGCAGCAGCAAGCCAAACUUUAUCAACUACCAGAUCUACGACAGCAUCAACGACGUGUACGAAUACGAUCAUCAACUACAAAAGCAACAGCAGACAGCAGGUCGCCACAACGUUCAUUUGGUUCCUACACUCUCAGUUGGAUUAGACAGUAUGUGCAUUGGGGUCAUUACGGUAUCUUUGAUUGGGCUCUUGGGAGUCGCCAAGGGAAACCGGCGCCUUAUGAACCUGUACUUUGGGUUUGUGAUGGUGUUUAUUAGCAUCCAAGCACUGUUUGCGGUAAAGGGAUUCCUGUCGGGGGCCGACUGGGUCCGGGAUGCAUUGGAUCGGUCAUGGACGAAUGCUUACGAGACCGAUAAGGACUUGAUCCGUGACCUACAGUCUGAGUUCAAUUGUAAGGGAUUCUUUGACGGAGAGGACAGAUCGCUGGAGACAAACAUGGGAUACGAGGGUCAUCUCCCAAACUGCAGCGACAUUCUCGAAAUGACCUUUGGCAGCAGGUUGGAGCGACUUGGAACGACAAUCCUUUGGAUUCGCUUGAUUCAGUUGGCGGGAGUAAUGCUAUUAUCGAUACUGUUCAGGUACUUGACGAUUCUGGACCAGUCGGACGCUGACAAGGACGAGGAGGCUCUCGAGGCACAGCAGCAAUCAAAGAUGCUCGACGGCAGCAGCCAAUCGGGAUACUAUUUUUUAACAGAGAAGCAGAUGGCGGAUUGUGAUGCUCAUGUACCGUUGCUCUUGCGCCAGGAGGGGGAUGAGGAUGAUAUUGAUUGUGAUGAUGCAUCCUCGGUCGUGUUGUCAGAUGAUGGGUCCCAAAUCACUAUUGUCGUUGCAUGA
Molecule: messenger RNA, 1080 nt
Organism: Linnemannia hyalina
Lineage: Eukaryota; Fungi; Mortierellomycota; Mortierellomycetes; Mortierellales; Mortierellaceae
Source: the annotation of a GenBank genome assembly